AUGGUUAUAUGUAAAGUUGAUCUCCUCCGCUAUUUGCUAAAUAGGCCAGUCCUUCGAGGCCGUUUGGUUAAAUGGGCACUAAAAUUAACAUCGUUUUCGCUAACAUAUCAACCCCUCAAGGCCGUCAAAGGACAGGCCAUUGCCGAUUUUUUAGCCGAACAUCCAAGGAUGGUUCAGGCCACAGCAAUAGAUUAUGUAGGGGUGGAACCCUGGACGGUAGCUUUCGACGGUUCUAGUACCAUAGGGGUGGCCGGGGCAGGUGUAAUAAUCCAUAACCCAGAAGGAGAGGUAUGGCGUUUUGCGCACCAACUCCCGCAAGGUGUUACAAAUAACCAAGCUGAAUAUGAAGCUUUACUAUUAGCUUUACGUUUCCUCGUGGCCCGAAAAGUCAGGAAGGUAGUCAUCUGUGGGGAUUCUCAAUUAGUUAUCCGACAGGCCCUUAAAGAGUUCAAAUGUAGAGAUCCGCAACUUCAGAUUCUUCUUCGCGAAGUCCAUAGUCUUCUACAACAGCUUACAGACGUAGUUUUAGAAGAUAUACUCCGAGAUGAAAAUGCGGAAGCAAACGACUUGGAACAGUGGGCGUCCGGUUUUAGAAGGAGAUACAUGCCUUGGGAAGGCAAAUGCUCACAGGUCGAUAGGCCAGGUCUGGAUUGGCGAACCCCCUUGCUGGAAGGGUUAGCCAACCCCAGGAAGGCCACGACAAAAGCCGAAUGA
Molecule: messenger RNA, 714 nt
Organism: Andrographis paniculata
Lineage: Eukaryota; Viridiplantae; Streptophyta; Magnoliopsida; Lamiales; Acanthaceae
Exons: 1
Coding region: 1-714 (237 amino acids)
Molecular function (GO): nucleic acid binding; RNA-DNA hybrid ribonuclease activity
Source: RefSeq, a predicted model, not a curated record